This is a messenger RNA of Myxocyprinus asiaticus (Chinese sucker), 1474 nucleotides long. RefSeq names its product reprimo, TP53 dependent G2 arrest mediator candidate b (gene rprmb). Bases 263 to 580 code for a protein of 105 amino acids. The record is from RefSeq and is a predicted model, not a curated record. The transcript has a single exon. Lineage: Eukaryota; Metazoa; Chordata; Actinopteri; Cypriniformes; Catostomidae.
GCAACGUGAACCUCUGCUGAACUGAACUCUGGUCGCAAGAGAUGAUCUCACCAUUGACAGUGUGAGUUCUCAGGACUCAGACCCUUUCCUCUAAAAACCCGAGCCUUUAAUUACCUCCACAACAGGUCCAAGAAGUACCAACUGCAUGUCUGCCCUGAAAUCCUCUCAAGACCUCAUUUGCUCUCGUAACUUUACGGAACUGAGGGAAACUUUUUCACGCACCUGCUCCUGUGUUCCCAAGGACCCCGGAGAGUAAUUUAGGAUGAAUUCAACAGUCUUCAACGACACAAACAGUGGAUUGUUUUCCAACAGAAGCAGCGAGAGCUUUCUUUCGUGCUGUAAUUUGUCCUCUGUGGUGACGGACAGCGGGUUCGUGUCCACGGCGCUAGACGAGCGGAGCGCGUUCAUCAUGCGCGCGGUGCAGAUAGCGGUGAUGUGCGUGCUCGCGCUCACCGUGGUCUUCGGCAUCUUCUUUUUAGGCUGCAACUUACUCAUUAAGUCCGAAGGCAUGAUCAACUUUCUGGUCACGGACAGGAGACCGUCAAAGGAUGUUGAAGCGGUCAUCGUGGGAACGUAUUAGUGCGCAAAAGUUUCUUGGUCGCAGUGUGCUGCAUGGCUAGAUAUGAGACACUGGAGAUGCAAGCACUGGUAACGUGGAACUAGCACCUCAAAGGUGUCCUGCUGUGCGCACAUUGUCUUACCUGACAUUUGAAAAAACUAGGACAUUACAUUUGUUAAGUACACUUUUACAGGGACAGUCUUAUUGGAAAAGUCUACUGUAGUUUGGCAAUAUUGAGUUCCCCAUGAAACAAUAAGGGCAGUUUGAGGUGACAGACGAAAAGUGUUUGGUGCUGACUGGAAUUAUUCAGUGAGAGAAAAAAAUCUCCUUGACAGAGACGGGACUGCUGAACCAACUACAUUGGCCAUAAGUAAUUAAUAUACAUGCACGUAGAACAAACACAAUAGUUAAAGACUGCUCAGAUUUAUGUGGGUAAACACUGCAUGCAUUUUGAGUGCUGCACGAAGGAGGUCCCCAUUUAAAACAAAGGACACUUUUUGCACUGUUGGUGUAGCUAAUGAACUUGUUUAUACUUGGAUAUCCAGCUAAAUGUGUUGUGAGAUCAAUUGUUUGUUAGAUUUACAAUUAAAUUUCUGAAGAUUUUACAAUUUGUCUAGAGAAACUGUGGUUUGCAUGUAUUGUCAUGUGAAUCUGCAUGUUUUUGAGGCUUGGGUGAUUCCGUACCAUGUUUAAUGAAAAAACCUUAUUGAACUUCAUUACAAUGAUGUAAGCAUGCCACUGAUAAAUGCAGUGAUGAUAACCAUGUGCAAAACUUCUGACUCGAAUUUUUUCAAAGCACAGUGCCAUGUGGCAAGUCCAAAACAACUGAAUCAUUAUUAUGUUUUUUGUCUUUUAUUCGCAGAAGCAGAUGAAAUAUGUGUGUCACUUUAAAAAAAGAAUUGUUGAACAAAAUUU